Molecule: messenger RNA, 2033 nt
Organism: Penaeus vannamei (Pacific white shrimp)
Lineage: Eukaryota; Metazoa; Arthropoda; Malacostraca; Decapoda; Penaeidae
Product: carboxypeptidase A6
Biological process (GO): proteolysis
Molecular function (GO): metallocarboxypeptidase activity; zinc ion binding
Source: RefSeq, a predicted model, not a curated record
GAGAGCUACUGGUGCUAAAGAGCUCGGUUAUAACUGCGAUAUAACUGUUAUGGAACUUUCUUGAGGCUUGCCAUUCUUCCGCCAUUGUUGUGUUGAGGAAUCUUUCGACGAUGCCUCCUGCAAGGAAAUUACUGCGGUUCCCUGUGUGCGAGGUGGUUCUCCUUCUCCUCUUCUUGAAAUGUGAAACUUGGGCGCGAAACCUGGACGUUGGUGAGAACGCGAUCGACAGACAGAACCCAGAGAACCUUCAAGAUGACUUUGUAGGAAAGGAAUUAACAAAACGUGCCGUAACAGAGGACCAAGCGGUAGAGAGAGAAGCAGAACCCUUCAAGGACUACACUGGGUGGCAAAUGCUUAGGAUUUUCCCGCCUUCGACCUCGGUUCUGGACCAGGUUCUGACUUCCCUUGAGGUCGACCCCCGUGUCGUCGUUCUCGGGGUUUUCAAAGCCCAAUUAGCGAUUGACGUAGCUUUGUCUCCAACCACGCCCCUCGAAGCCGUCCUAAGCCCCGCCCACCAGCCUAACCUCUGCAACCUGGACGACAAAAAAUCCCUCCGGUUAAAAGACCCAAUCAGUCCAAGGAAGAUUUCAAGGCAAUGUUCCGAUAAAAGAUCACCCGAAAACGAGACGAAGUCGCUCGGAAACGGACGAAAAGAUCAAAAUUCGGAUAACUUUUUAGGAUGGAAAACGGUGGAUGGUUUCCUCUCGCCCCGCUCGGCUCGUCAGCAUAAUGUGACUCAACCUUUGUCCUGGGACGACUAUUACCGCUACGACUCCAUGGUAUUGUUCAUCCAAAGACUCGCUGACGAAUACAGCACUGUCGAAUACCUUGAGAUUGGGACGAGCUUCGAAGGGAGACCUCUGCUCGCUCUUGUUUUUGCUCUUAGACCCGCACAGAUGGUGAAGCAAUACCGCAAAAGUAUAUUAAAAAAUCGACGGCUCGGAAAUCGUGAACCGGAGAAUCCUUCCACCGAAAAAAAGCGCCAUAAGAGGAAAACAAACAAGAAGAAGAAAAACACCAAAACUUUCGUCUUCAUCGAGGCGGGCAUCCACGCCCGCGAGUGGAUCUCCCCCGCAAUGGCGACCUUCCUGGCGCAGCAGCUCGCGGACGCCGGGAGAAAGUUCCUUCGGCGAGUGACGGUCAUCGUGGCCCCGAUGGCCAACCCCGACGGCUACGAGUUCUCGCACACCACCGACAGGAUGUGGCGCAAGAACCGACGGGAGACGCCCGACUCGGCGUGCAGGGGCGUCGACCUGAACCGCAACUGGGCGAAGGCGUGGGGUUCCUCCGGGUCCAGCGGCGACCCGUGCUCGGACACCUACCGGGGGGUCGAAGCCUUCUCCGAACCCGAGACCCAAGCCCUGCGCGACCUGGCCCUCGCCUGGAUGGAGAAGAUCUCGCUGUAUCUUAGUUUCCACAGCUACGGGAAUUUCGUCUUGCACCCAUGGUCGUACAGCGAGAGUCCGAGUUCGAAGGAGAGGCUGCUGAAGAAGGUGGCCAAGAGGAUUCGGAAACACAUGAAGCGCAAUGGGUACCCGGAUUUCAAGGGGGGCCAGACGGGUGACAUCCUGUACCAAGCUUCCGGGACGUCUGAGGACUACAUACACGACGCAGGAGUCCAGUACGCCUACACCAUAGAACUCCCACACUAUAGCUUCAUCCUCGACCCGGAAAAUAUCCUGCCAGUAUCCACAGCCGUCUGGAGAACCCUGGUUUGCACAAUAGGUAUAGUUGCCAAGAAGCAGAGCGUCUUGGCUUUCUGCAAGAAGCGCCUGGUCAAGAUUCAGCUCAAGAACGGCAAGACUGCCAGUGGUUGGUUCGACAAGAAGUUGCCGCUGGAGGAAGCUGAACAAAGUAUUAUGGAACGGUAUAACAUGACCGAAAAACGAAGAGCGAAAGACGAUGCAAAGAGAAAUCUGUUUUUAUCAGAUCUCAAAUAACGUAUUCAUUGUUUCGAGUUAUUGUUAUAGUGUUUAGAGGAUAGUAAUUAUAAUUUAGUACUAAGGGAGUAGACAAAGAGCUUUCAUAUUCCA